AUGGCAGAAACUGGUAGCCCUCAGUUUGUGGUGGCAAGGUCUGCCAUCUCUGGCACCUCAGGUCUCUUGUGUCUAUUGGCAGCUCUAACUUUGGCAUUGGCUCGUGCUCGAUCUUUGGUGGUGGCUCCAAGCUCGGGUUUUAGACGAGAAAUCUCUAACUAUAGGUGGUCCAUCAAAUGGAUUUUGUGCAUUCAGUUUGUUGGAGUGGUGAUUGGAACCAUUGCUCCUCUAUUCAGAUGGUUUGUUGCUUCGUGGUUCAAGAUUUCGGAGAUGGAGCGCAAGAGUUUUGGAGAUGAGAUAAAGAUUGAGGAGUAUUGGACUUCGAGGCUGGUGGAGUGGAGAGGCAGAUCACUUCCUUUUCAAGUUCAAAACCGUGUGUGGAAGAAGCUGCUUCGUGAUGCAGUAAGAUUGCUUGUGAAUUUCUGCAUUGGAGUUCAGAUUAUCUUUGUUUCUGCUGGCAAAAUAGUUCUGUUCCUCUCUGCUAGAUUUGGGAAAGCAAUUUUCCUAUGUUUCUGCAAGAAUUUGAGGCCUCAUUCAAUGAGGGAAUCUGAAUCAAGAGAUGGAGCAGAAGUGGAUUUUAGCAACUAUGUUCUUCUACUUGAAGGUGAGCGACAGUUGCCUGAUCAAAUCCUCAAGAACAUCUGCAACGAGGUGGAUAGGCUUAUGCAGAUAGGUGAAAACAAGCAGCCCAAGAAUCUGAUCCGACUUCUGAAGAAAUCUGCCAACUUCAAUGGGGUGGGACAGUUUGACAGCAGCCAGGUUCCGAGCUUGCAUUCUCAAGAACCUCCCAAUUGCUGGUCUCUGCCCCUGGUGACUUUGACAACCAUUUCAUUUGCACUUGCCAAUGUUGCAGAUGAGGAGGCUAGCCAAUUAUUGGCUAGUGUUAGUGAGGGCUUGUCGAUUGUGAAGCUCAUUGAGAAAACUUUAGACAAAAACGGAGAGUUAGAAAGCAUCAGAAAAGCAGCAGAUGUGGUUUGGGUUGGAGUUGAAGUAUACAGAAAAUGGGAUUACAAAGAUCUUGAGAGCACGAGCUUGAGAGGCACAACGCACAAGAAAACACUGCAAAACCUCUCCCACAUUGCAGAAAAGAUUGUGACAGAUUUCAUGGCUCAAACGGAAGAUGUUUUGAUGCAGAACCCUCUAAACUGGCCUGUUAGAGCCAUUGCUGCUAACUCAAUGUAUAGGAUUGCUCAGACAAUCUUGGUCGAGAUGAAAGAUGGCAAAGACCGAAGUGAUAAUGAGCUUUUUGAGAGUAUAUCCAUCACCAUCUCAGAUAUACUAGCAGCUUGCCUCACCAAUCUAGUGCGAGUCAUUAAAUUGAAGUGUCACAGAAACAACGUCAAAGAAAGGCAAGAAAGUGUGAGGCGAGCAGCAAUUCUUCUUGGUGAGAGUAAAGAGAUUCUUGAAAUUCUGCAGGAGCGUGAGCUUCCGAGUUCUGAUAUGGAGAAAGUUGCUAAUAUUGAUGAGUGGAGGGCAUUCAUAGCGCUGGAUUUUUAA
This is a messenger RNA of Salvia miltiorrhiza (redroot sage), 1497 nucleotides long. RefSeq lists its product as uncharacterized. The record is from RefSeq and is a predicted model, not a curated record. NCBI's taxonomy places the organism in Eukaryota, Viridiplantae, Streptophyta, Magnoliopsida, Lamiales, Lamiaceae. The coding region runs from base 1 to 1497 and encodes 498 amino acids. The transcript has a single exon.